Molecule: messenger RNA, 9291 nt
Organism: Aedes albopictus (Asian tiger mosquito)
Lineage: Eukaryota; Metazoa; Arthropoda; Insecta; Diptera; Culicidae
Gene: KCNQ
Product: potassium voltage-gated channel subfamily KQT member 1
Exons: 21
Coding region: 1270-4881 (1203 amino acids)
Biological process (GO): potassium ion transmembrane transport
Cellular component (GO): membrane; voltage-gated potassium channel complex
Molecular function (GO): voltage-gated potassium channel activity
Source: RefSeq, a predicted model, not a curated record
ACAGAAAUCACAUGUGUGUCCACAUAUCAAUUCGGUUCCAAUCUUAAACCGAUGCCACCCCAGCACACACCCAUUUCCCAUAGUGCCCUUGUGUAAAUAAUCCAAAUUCGGUGCGAAGCGCGAACCACACCACCAAACCAAACAGACACGCGUGAGAAACUGGCACUGAGCUGAGUUGGUGGCGAUGACGACGCUGCAAGCCGUCGCACCCGCACCCACUCGCCUAAUGGGAAUGAUAUCAAAAAGACGGCCAGACCCGUUAAUGACGUCGCACACGAGACUUCUCCGAACCAGAAUCCAGAACAUCCGACCGGAUUGAGGCGCUCGCUCAGUUGAUUCACGCUUCUCGUCGUGAUUGAAACGUUUGCAGCGUGUCUGUCGGCUGUCAAAACACCCGCGAGAUCUCUACACUUCUUCGAGUAUGUAAGUGACGGACGGGGUGGACCUCCGAAUCUGUCCGACUGACGUUCGAUUACGCGUUGAAGUCGAAAUUUGAGCAGUCCCGUGGAACACCGUUGUGAACACCCCACGGCGGAUGGCUUCAUUAGACUCAAUUAACCCACCCGUAACAGCGACCAAAAAAAAAAAACGGGUCCGGAUGUGUGCUCUGUUUUGUUUUCCCGAGCUCCCGCUCAAAAAGUGUCUUUGUUUCGUCAAGUGAAAAACAACGGUCCGGGAGAAAAGCCGCCGGGGCCAUUAGUGUGGAAUGCAAAAUGCCUGGUCCAUCAAUCCCCCGCCCGGCCGGACGCACCAAGUGAAAGAGCGGCCGACUUCGGGGGCGGCGGCGUUUUAAUAAUCGACUUUAUGAAAUGUGCCGUCAGUACCGUUCAAUAGUUAGUACCUACCGGGUGGAGAUUGAGUGAGUGAAAUUACAGGCAGUUUGUGUGGCCUGGCGGCUAGUGGAAUACGCGAACCCUUGUUGCCAGUCGAUUUGGCUCACCCGUUGCAUUCUGGGCCCAUAACCCGCGGUGUGGCAAGCAGAUUUAGUAUCGUUCUACGUGGCGCGUGUGUAAAAACGCCAUCUCGCGCGCCUGGACGCGCAGGUACCUAACUCCAAUCGGGAAAAGAAGAUAAAUGCCUAUGUACACACGCGGAUGACGCAGGAAAGUCGGUGAAUCGGUUCGACAAGCAUCAACAGCAGCGGGCGUCUCAAUGGGUUAAACAACUUCGCGAACGCAACAAGUGUAGAAACGAUAGCCUUGAUGUAAGUUCAUUAUCAAAGGUACUCUAGCAAAAGCUCCGCACCGAAAUUCAAUCCGUGUGCCCCAAAUGACGCUCGAUAAAGUUCUGCAACCGCGACGUAGAGCGCCACCGCCAUUGUCACUAGUGUCGUUGGGAAACGGUGCGAAAAGUGAAUCCUUGAAAAUCACCAUCAGACCGGGUGCUGAUGAGUCGCCUCGCAAUGGCAACAAUGAAAAUAAACUUCCACGUUCGCUAAAACCUCAGCCGAGCCCGAGCGGUGGUGGUGCCAGCAACAAUUGCAAUAACAAACCUAAUCAAAACAAUAAUUACCGUCACGCGGCCGCAAGUGGCGGUGAAGGACGAUUGUCCGACGUGGGGACCGCCAGCGCCGCCGUAGGGAUGGAGGCCGUUCCGCAAAUUAAAAUCGUUAUUGAUGAUACCGAGCUGGAUCGGCGACGAGCAGAUAACAGCAACAGUGGCCAAAGGAUGGCAGCGAAGGAAACGGGUAGUGGUGGGACGGGUGAAGUGGUUUCCUCGCCGAGUUUGCUCACUCCCAGCAGUCCGCCGGCUUCGUUCUGGGGCUUUGGGUUCGGCAAUGGGGACCCUGCUGGGAACGAGGAUAGUGAAGAUGAAGUUGGUUUUGCUGUGGAAUAUGAACUGGACGAAAUGAUUGGAUCGACGAAUGAUGACGAUGUGUAUAGUGUGCUGGAUGGGGAUCAUCAUCAUCAUCAUCAUUUGCAACGACAGCACCAUCACCAUCAUCAUCAUCUUCACCUUCAAGAGGAUGAACUGGACGACGAUGAUGAUGAUGAGGACGACGAUGACUACAGAAGUGCGUGCAAACUAUCGGACAAAAAUAGGGCCGACCGGCUUGCGCGUCCACGAAUGUCACUGCUGGGGAAGCCGCUCAACUAUAACCGCGGCUCACGACGUGAUGCCCGUUAUAGGCGGCUACAGAGCAGGGUCUACAACUUUCUGGAACGACCGCGGGGCUUCAGAGCGAUUUUCUACCAUGUACUUGUAUUCUUCAUGGUGUUCACAUGUUUGGCCUUAAGUGUCUUCUCAACUAUUCAGGAAUACGAGGAUCAAGCAAUCGCCAUCUUAUUCGUUAUGGAAAUUAUCGUAGUUAUAUGGUUUUCGAUCGAGUUCUUCCUACGACUAUGGUCAUCAGGAUGCCGGUCACGAUAUCAAGGAGCCGUCGGAAGGCUGAAAUUUUUAAAACGGCCUUUUUGUAUCAUAGAUAUAGUUACGAUAAUAGCAUCGAUAGUGGUACUUGUGAUGGGAACAUCCGGCCAGGUCUUUGCUACGAGUGCAUUGCGUGGCCUACGGUUCUUCCAGAUCCUGCGCAUGGUGCGGAUGGACCGACGUGGUGGCACGUGGAAACUGCUAGGGAGCGUCGUUUAUGCUCAUAGACAAGAACUAAUAACAACACUGUACAUAGGAUUCCUGGGCCUUAUUUUUGCCUCGUUUUUAGUGUAUCUAAUGGAGAAGGAUGUGAAGGAAACCAAAUUCAAUAACUUUGCUCAAGCCUUGUGGUGGGGUGUGAUAACGCUGUGCACCGUCGGAUACGGCGAUAUGGUACCGGAAACGUGGCAAGGGAAAAUUAUUGCCUCGUUUUGCGCCUUACUCGGAAUCUCGUUCUUUGCCCUGCCAGCGGGCAUCCUCGGUAGCGGUUUCGCCUUGAAAGUACAACAGCAGCAACGGCAGAAGCACAUGAUCCGACGCCGUCAGCCAGCUGCCACGCUGAUCCAAUCGCUCUGGAGAUGCUACGCAGCGGACGAACACUCGCUCUCGGAAGCGACGUGGAAAAUUCACCAAGUACCUCUUCCCAGCCCGCCGCCAUCAUCCAAACUGGAAGCAGCGGAAAAACUGGCAGCAGCUUCCGCCGCCGCGCGGGCGUCCUCGAGCUUCAAGCACAACGCCUCGUUCGUGGCCCGGCUGCCGACGAUCCGGCGGCACAAGAGCCAAUCGCUGCACUCGCCAGGGAACGCGAAACCACCGGGCAGCGGCAGCGGGACCAGCGGAGGCGGCAGCACCCGGGCCGGACGGUGCCCACGGGUGACGGACAUCAACGCUUCCUCGGAGAACCUGGAAGUAACCAACAACGGUAGACCCAUGAACCCCAGUCUCAGCGAAGACUCGGUUGCGGAAACAGCACUGUCCAAGAAAAAUUCCGAUGCCGGUCUGGAGAUGGCAUCCAUGUCGUCGAUCCCCGGUACAAACGCCGUCAACGACCUGGUCCCGGGGCGGGGCUUCCUGUCCACGGUGAGCCUCUGUCAGUCAACAUCGCGUCGGAGCAGCUUCGUCAGUGGGAUAUUCUCCUCGUCAUCCGGCGGUGGUGCAGGCCGGCGAGGCAGUGCCAACGAGAACAGCACCCUCAUCGGCCACGGAUCGGGUGGCGUUCCCAACAACAAUGAAGACGAGGAACCGAGGUGUGUACAGCUAACAAACCAGCACAAGGGGGCCAUCCGAUUCAUCCGAAAGAUGAAGUACUUUGUAGCGCGACGAAAGUUCAAAGAGGCCUUAAAACCGUACGACGUGAAAGACGUCAUGGAGCAGUACGCAGCCGGACACGUCGAUCUGCUCGGCCGAGUGAAGAAUGUUCAAACUAGGUUAGACCAAAUUCUUGGCAAACAAGGAUCAAAAUCAAAAGAUGUGUAUGCAUCGAAAAUUAGCUUAGCUUCUCGUGUAGUGAAAAUUGAAAGACAAGUUGACGAUAUAGAGACAAAGGUAGAUACGUUUAUAGAGUUAUACAUGCAGGAUCGGAAGCGCCUUUUAUCACUUCCACUCCAUCCUGACACAUCACAUUCCAACAAUCCAAACCUUCCAUCGUUGCCACCGAAAGGGGGCGGAGCAGCGGCUGUAAUCACGUCUGUGACAAGUAGUUCUAGUGGUUCGUUAAAACCAAAACCUAUUUUAAUAGAUAAACAAUUUUCGGAGCCGAAUUCACCGAUCGCGAAAACGUUCGAGGAGCCAAUACAGCAGAAACGUCCACCAAUGCAACGCGGAUACUCCGACCUGGGCCAUAGGAUUAAGAAGCGUGUUACUUUAAGCUCUAUUCCACCGCAGUAUGUGGGAAACAGCAGCGGUCAAUCGAACGACCGUGGUGAUGUCGUAAUCGUAGUUCCUAAUAUCGAUUCCGACCAGCUGGAACCGGUCGGCAUCGAAGACCUAGCAUCCGUCUGCAUCGAUACCGAGAUCGAGAUUGAACCCGGUAGCCCGAAAACCAUUACGGAAAGUUCGAUAAUCAUGAUGGACGAGGAAGAUGACGAAGACGACGAAGAGGAGGACAUCGAAGAGGAAGAGCUGGACAUUGGCGGUGAGAUCGAUUCACCCCCUUGGGACAUGUACGGCGAUUUGGAUGUGGAGGAUCAGGACGAAACCACGGAGAAUACCGCUCUGCUGCGAACGGCCGCCAAGACGGAGAUCAUUGUAACGCCGAUCAGUCCGGUAAGCUCCGCGUACGAGCUCAACCGAAUGGACAGCGACGACUACAAACGAUCUCGCCUAGGUGCGGGUAGCACUGCCAACACCAACGGCCAAGCCACAACCCCAAACAACAACGGCAGUGGCGAUCGCCAGCAACAGCUCACCGCAGGAACCUCAUCCGGUGGCGGCAGCUCUACAAUGGAUUCCCUAAAGCCGGAGAUGACCCCUCAGCAGCAGCCGCACCGAAGUCUCGCCUCCGAAGACAUAUGAGAAUGGCUGAAACUGUCCCCAAUGGUCCCAUUUAGUUCGUCGGGCAGGUGCUGCUACUAUUGCCGCAACGGCUGCCAUCACUUCCCAUUCCAUUUCCUGUUCUGUUACGUUUUCCGAGAUGUUCCAAGACUGGUGCUAGUACUGCUUUCCGUCUGCUGGGCGCCGACCACCGGUGAUGAAAGCUUGGUCGUUGGCCGUGAGUUAACGUGGACAAUAGCUCCCACGAGCAGGCAUCGGCAGAGAAUUCAGCUUCAGCUUCUGUUACAUCGGUACUAGACGCGGCACUGGUGUACGAGUGUAGGUUUAGUCAAUUUAGAGUAGUAGGUUUUUAAUAAUUAAUUUCUCCUAACGAGAGAAUAGCUCGAAUGAAGACGAUAGUUACAUAGUAGAACAUACAGCAAUUGACAAUUGCUUCUUAGUUAAACCUUUUAGUAGUUAAAUUGCACACAGUUUUGAUCUUCAACGAAAUUGAAAUACCAUCAAUUCGAGUACUAGCUUGUGAUUAUUGGAUAACCCAUCCAAAAUAGAUUUAAACACCCUUGAAGUAAUCAGUAAUGUGAUCGAGAUCUUCAAUUUGUUAAUUUAGAGAUGAAACAAAACGACGAAACGUCGGUAAAAAAUGCUUCAACGUUGCGGGGGAAGUUGAAUGGAGUACCUAAAUGAGAUUGUCAUUGAGUUAGAUUACGUUUGGUGGUUAUUCAGUAGAUUCGGUUGACUAUUCGUAUGCUUUACAAAACAAGCACGUUCGGAGACAUAUAUGAACGCUGCUGUGAAAACAGAUCUGCCUCUGUCUCGGCUUGCAGACAUACACUUCAACUUGAGCAAAUCAUGUCAAACUAGCGUUCAUGAUUUCGAGGCUACUUUUCAACCGGAUCAGUUUGGCCGGAAGACCAUAUGCAGAUAUUAUUCGGUAACUUCCUGACAACUGUUUUUCUCAAUCUUAUCGAUCAACUGUCAAGCGACACAUACCAAAGGUUUGAUCGUUUGAUCCACAGCAGACAGGAGCAUAAAUGUAGAGGACAUUCUCUCUCGGUAAAUGCAGGAUAUCAACCACAUCCCGAACUUCCCUGAAAUAGGUUUUCUUUCCUUUGUACACUUAUUUUAAUUUAACAGCCCUUUUGUUCACUAGAACACUACGUGAGCAUGGGACAUUUUGGCUGUUGUACUGAGUUUGUACAGAGUCUGUGGGUCACUUUCUUAUUUACUAACUUUUGGCACUACUGAUCGCUUCGAUGUUACUCUCUUCUACUUCGUUGAUGGUAGGAACAAGAAGCACGUGAUGUAGUUGCUGUUAUUCCUUAUCAAUCCACCCAAAAGUCCAUUGGUAUCGCCGUGGUCGCCAUCAAAUUAUACGGUUUCAUUAGAGCAUGUGAUCAGAGAAGGCUCAGUGUCAAUCGACGAUUCUGUCGACUUGACGAAAAGUUUUUAGUGGCGUGGCUGGGAAUUGAAUCCAUCAUGGCCAUUCGCAUACAAAGCGCUCGCAACCACGAGACCGUGCAAAAAUAUAUGGAUCUUGUUGGUAUCCAUUUUGUGCCUCUGUUUCUGUCUGCAAUGCUCGUACUCUUGACGUGCCAGUCAGACGUUUGUGAUAGUGAGACUUCAAAGCCAUUGCCCAGACUUAAAUUUCUCAGCAAAGCAUUUAUCAGAAUAUUCAGCAUUAACAAACCACAGACAAUUACACAUGAAGAUUUAUUCAAGGGAUUGAAUUCUUCAGAAAUUUCUCAGAUAAUAGAGAAAGAAGGAUGUAUCGGUAUCCUAAAAAUAACAGAAUUUUAAGGAAUAAAUAAUUUCGGAAAAUUCUUGGAAAUUUCCGAAAAAAGUUUUUAUUAAGAAAAGGAAUUUUCGGAUUUUUUUACCUAAAUUUUGUAAUUUUACUUGUCUAGAAAUUCUGCCAGCAAUAUUCCAAGAGUACUAUCAGUAGUGGUUGUACGAAGUUAUUCUAUGGUUGUACUCUCCAUUGAAGAGUUUCCUAUAGCAUUAACAGUCUAGCAUUUAUGUUGACUGCUUGAUAUUUUCUGCCGGUUAGAUUUUUAAAAUAAAACUGCUGUACUGCCUUCAUGUUUUUCAAAAUUGUUUAUUUUUGACAUUAGAGUUCUAAGAUGUGUUAUGUUGAGGCAUUUUAUUGCUGCUUUAGCAAUGUUCCAGCAAAAUCUAAGCUGAGAUUAGAUUUACUAAUGAUUUAAGGACUUUGUUACCGUUUACUCCCAAUGCCCAGUUACAUAAAACCACCGCAUAUUUUUUUAACCCAUACAUGUAAUACAACGUCAGCUUUUAGUUAGCUUUUUCUUAUUGUGUGGUGAGUUUGUCUAGACAAGUAAGCCAUUGAUCAACUAUUGGUCACCAGUUCAAUUUAAAUGACAUAUACUACCUAUGAUCGCAUAUCGUCUCAUAUUUGUUGGUUUUUCCUAUUCAUAUGCGAUUGUUAUGCGAUCAUAGGCAGUAUAAUGAAUGCAGUGAAUGAUAAUGGUGACAAAGUGGUCAGUAACUAUGUAAUGAGUUUACUAUCAUCUCUUGAGUAAAUUUUUUUGAUUAGCUCCUGAAAUUCUGGUCCUUGAAAUUCAAAAACAAUCCACGUAAUGUGUGUUUUUUUAAUGACAUACUGACUCAUUUCCUCCAUUCAACAAGUACCAAAACGAACUCAACUGUGAAACGGUUUAAGUAGGAAAAUUACUUAAGUUACUAAAAAAUGCUUAACCAUGAUAUUCCACCCAGCACAAAUGAUAUACUCAAAUCGUUAGCAACAGCACAGCGAUAAUAGUAUCGAUAUUAAUGCCUUAUUUUCUCAUUAUUUGCUACUCUAAGGACAACUUCGCGGUCAUUGAAAUGAAGCACAAAAAUGACAGAAAUGUGAUUUCAGUUACAAGUACGAUUAUCUUCAUGACACAUAUUGAUAAAUCAGGAAGCCUCGAAUGCCCGGAUUCAAUUUUAGAAUUGAGCCAAGAAAACAAAUACUCUAGUUUUAAUCGAUUUCAUUUUACGUAAAUUCCUAGCCCUAAGAUCCAUAACCUACCAUUUAGAAAAAAAAUGUUUAAUUCGAGAAAUGUAUCAACUUACAUCCUAGACUAAAUGAUUGCUAAUCUCCCUUCGGGAGGGCUGAUCCAAUGCAGUUCCUGAUAUGGAAAACCCAUGCAUAUAUAAAGAAAAUUCACACAAAGGCCAAAAAGGAUUUCGACUUCACACAGAAUUUAAUCAUCUAGGUAACAAACUGCAGAUCGUAAUUGAAAUCCCGAAUAAAUAUUCGCAAAGCGUAUGCUAGUGAACCACAACAGUGCGAAUCAAAUUGAAGUUUGAUGCAAAAAAUGUCAAUUAUUAAUUAUAAAGCUCAGACACAAGAUAAGCAAACGAUUAGUGUAGCUGAAAGAGAUCAAAAGUAUUAAAAUAGGCCAGAUGUAGAAAAAAAAUCGUAGCACCAUUCGCCGGUUUCAGGGUGCAGCUGAUCCCCUAUUCGCGAAUGCACCCCCAAAAGAGUGACGCACAGUGAUUGAAAAAUUAGAAACUCAAAAAGCCAUUGUCCAUCGUGAAUGGUACGAAAAGCGCAUCCUUAUUAUGCUAAGAUACACAACCAACUCGGUUUCCUACCAAGCGGCUAGACGUGGUAAACAGGAGGAACAAAAUUUCGAAUCCAGAAAGAAAGAGUUUGACGAAAAAUUAUCCAAGGAAGUCCAACGUGUCCCCUGACAAUUUUGAUUUUUCCUCUAAUUCUUUAGAGCCCUCUGGAUACGAAAGACGAAAAAGACAUUCACAAAAAAAAAUCAACUCCUGCCAGUAUGCCCCCGUGGAGACCAAACCAACCAUUCGGGACUAAAGGAAACAUCUUCCAAAACAACAUAUUUGCGAUGGCUAUAGUAUUGUAGAAGAGAUCGAAUAAUCUAUCAACUGCUGGUAGAACGUUGUGUUAAUCGACAAGACAAUAAAACAAAUGAAAAUGAACGGAACUCUUAAAGUACGGCAAUGCAAAAGAUAAGUGGAGCAAUCCAACACAAAAAUAAACACUCCUAUUAUCUAAAAAUUUGAGUGUAUCUUGCCACCGAAGAGGUAAAAUCAAAAACUGGCAACAGCAACUCGAAAACAGCGUAGAAAAAUUCAACGUAGAAUAGAUAUUUUUAUAUAACAGAAAAAAAAGAAUAGAUCAACUCUAAACAUAUACUUCGAGUAAUGGAAGGGAACGUUUUUAGAGUUUUAUAUUCGUUACGUUUUCAUAUCCUUUAUGAGGUAGAACAUAUUCUAGCGAUACUGUUAGUGCGAUACGCAUCUAGGAACGAACUUCUGUCGUAAGUGCAUAUUAUUUCUAUUGAAAGUAUAAAAUGUUUUGUUAAGCUGAUUUCUUGACGAUAUUAUAUUAAGUUAUGGUUUAGUUUAUGUUUUCAUUGUAUUAAUUAUAUAGUAGAAUAAACAAUUGGACCAUUUUUA